Messenger RNA from Loxodonta africana (African savanna elephant), 2352 nucleotides. It is a transcript of the gene DCAF15, whose product is annotated as DDB1 and CUL4 associated factor 15. Gene Ontology annotation, cellular component: Cul4-RING E3 ubiquitin ligase complex. Lineage: Eukaryota; Metazoa; Chordata; Mammalia; Proboscidea; Elephantidae. Bases 16 to 1905 code for a protein of 629 amino acids. The record is from RefSeq and is a predicted model, not a curated record. Gene Ontology annotation, biological process: protein ubiquitination. The transcript is spliced from 12 exons.
AGGGAGGGGGUGAAAAUGGCGCCCAGCUCGAAAUCGGAGCGGAACAGCGGGGCCGGGAGCGGCGGCGGCGGCACUGGGGGUGCCGGGGGGAAGCGGGCAGCGGGUCGGCGGCGGGAGCACGUCCUCAAGCAGCUGGAGCGGGUCAAGAUCAGUGGGCAGCUAUCCCCGCGCCUCUUCCGGAAGUUGCCGCCCAGGGUCUGCGUUUCCCUCAAGAAUAUUGUGGACGAGGAUUUCCUCUAUGCAGGACACAUCUUCCUGGGCUUUUCCAAGUGCGGCCGCUAUGUCCUGUCCUACACCAGCAGCAGUGGGGAUGACGACUUCUCCUUCUACAUCUACCACCUGUACUGGUGGGAGUUCAACGUCCACAGCAAGCUCAAGCUGGUACGGCAGGUGCGGCUUUUCCAGGAUGAGGAGAUCUACAGCGACCUGUACCUCACCGUGUGUGAGUGGCCCAGCGAUGCCUCCAAGGUCAUCGUCUUCGGCUUCAACACCCGCUCAGCCAACGGGAUGCUCAUGAAUAUGAUGAUGAUGAGUGAUGAGAACCACCGUGACAUCUACAUCAGCACCGUGGCAGUGCCACCACCAGGCCGCUGUGCUGCCUGCCGAGACGCCAGCCGGGCCCACCCAGGCGACCCAAGUGCGCAGUGCCUGCGGCACGGCUUCAUGCUGCACACCAAGUACCAGGUGGUCUACCCCUUCCCCACCUUCCAGCCCGCCUUUCAGCUCAAGAAGGACCAGGUGGUGCUGCUCAACACCAGCUACUCCCUGGUGGCCUGUGCCGUCUCCGUCCACUCAGCAGGCGAUAGCAGCUUCUGCCAAAUCCUGUAUGACCACACAGCCUCACCCCUGGUCCCUCCCAGCCCCCCUGCACCCCAGAGUCCGGAUGUGCCCCCAGCCCUUCCUAGCCUCUCCCCCGAGGCUGCCCCGGUCCGGCCCUCUGGGGCCUCCGAGCCCUCGCCUGCCAUUGCCAAAGCCAAGGAGUUUGUGGCCGACAUCUUCCGCAGGGCCAAAGAGGCCAAGGGUGGGACCUCUGAGGAAGCCCGGCCGCCCCCUUGUCCAGGGCCCUCAGGCAGCCGCUGCCGCCUGCCCACUGAGCCCCUAACCCCAGGUGGGGAGGCAGUGCCCCGAGAUAGUCCCCCUGCAGUGGAGGUGCCUGCCUCAGAGCCUGGCUAUGUCAACUACACCAAACUGCAUUACGUGCUGGAGUCUGGGGAAGGGACAGAACCAGAGGAUGAAUUUGAGGACGACAAGAUCUCCCUACCCUUCGUGGUGACUGACCUCCGGGGCCGCAACCUUCGACCCAUGAGGGAGCGGACAGCUGUCCAGGGUCAGUACCUGACAGUGGAGCAGCUCACACUGGACUUCGAGUACGUCAUCAAUGAGGUCAUCCGCCAUGACGCCACCUGGGGCCACCAGUUUUGCUCCUUUAGCGACUAUGACAUCGUCAUCCUGGAGGUUGGCCCGGGAAUGGGACAGAGCGGGCCCAGGACCUCCUGCUCUGGUGUCACCCUCAAUGGCUAUCAUCGUCUAAACCCCUGCCAGGUAUGUCCGGAAACUAACCAGGUUCUCAUCAACAUUGGCCUGCUGCUCCUGGCAUUCCCGUCCCCGACUGAGGAGGGCCAGCUCCGACCAAAGACCUAUCAUACCAGCCUCAAGGUGGCGUGGGACCUCAACACAGGUAUCUUUGUGACAGUCAGCGUGGGGGACCUCACUGAGGUCAAAGGGCAGACCAGCGGCAGCGUCUGGAGCUCAUACCGCAAGAGCUGCGUAGACAUGGUGAUGAAGUGGCUGGUGCCUGAGAGCAGCGGUCGCUACGUCAACAGGAUGACCAAUGAGGCACUGCACAAAGGGUGCUCUUUGAAGGUCCUGGCGGACAGUGAGCGAUACACGUGGAUUGUGCUGUGAGGGCCCUGGCACCAUGGACACUGACUCCAACUACCUCCGCAGCCUGGGAGCUGGCCGCUUCCCGGGCUGGCCUCUUCCCGGCCGAGGGCCAGCCGACUGACGACCGGGACUAGUGUUAGGCUGCGGGGGGGAGGUGGCUGGGCGGGGGCAGCCCAGUGGUCUAAGAGUCUGGACACUUCUUAUUUAUGCCUAUUUAAGUUGGGAAGGGGCAGAGGGAGGGAGCCCCUGCCCCACCAGCCACGUGUCCCAUCUCCACCCUAGUUGGGCAUGGCCAGUUCCUUGCGCAUUUGCCCCUUUCCUCACCACAGGAGGUGUGGACAUUGCCCUCUGGGAGGCUGAAGAACCCCGGUGCCCUGCCCAACCCAGCCUCCCUCACCUGCGGGUGAGAAACCUCGUGGCCAUCCCCCUUUUGAUUCCUCUUCAUGUAAUAAAUGUUUUAUUUCUGAA